Molecule: messenger RNA, 1509 nt
Organism: Cyphomyrmex costatus
Lineage: Eukaryota; Metazoa; Arthropoda; Insecta; Hymenoptera; Formicidae
Exons: 6
Coding region: 250-1509 (419 amino acids)
Source: RefSeq, a predicted model, not a curated record
GAAAGGAAGAUUAAAAUUGUGAAAAAUGACACAGAGCUGCAUGCGCAUGGAACUUUGCCAGCUAGCGAUGAAUUAGUAAUCGCUCUUUACUCGUCGAUGUGUGGCAAGCAAUUGCGUGGAAGAUUUCGUUGUCUCGACUAUUUGAAACAAAAAGCAUCAAAAUAUUACUAGCUGUCGUAAGGGACAAACGUAAGCAACAUCCGUCCGAUUCUACGAGAUAAAGACAUCGACAAACAGGAAAGGGAAGAAAUGGCAGAUGAGAAAAUUACGUUAGACGAGCGAUUGUACGAUUAUUUGCGUACAUAUGCAAAAUCCAUCAAGUUGUCGGCCCCAAAAUUUCAUAUAACUGAGGGCACGGAUAAAAGUGACAAUUACGUUAGCCUCGUCUGGCGCGUCACGAUCGAGGGUAUUACGGAAGAUGGCGAGGACAAGAAAAUUCAGCAUAUUCUGAAAACUGCGCGAGCUUCGGUAAUCGACCCGAUGAUAACUAACAUUAUGAUCACAUAUAUGUUCCAACGCGAGAUGUUCUUCUACAAAGAAGUGUUGCCUAUUUUCAAAGAGACUUUGAAGAGCCGCGGCGAGAUUAUCGAUGACCGCUUCCCUAUUUUGUACGACGUUAGCGAAGAAUUCGGAAAAGAGAUACUGAUGAUAGAAGAUCUAACGCCUCAAGGUUUCCUGACGGCUAAAUUAAAAAUUUUUGAUUACCCUCAUCUCAGCUUGGCGUUACGAUGCUUAGGUGAAUUUCACGCGUACAGCUUCAUUACGCGUGUCGCGAACCCGACGAGUUUCGAAGAACUAAAGAUGAAGGAACACUUGUUUACUCAAAAAUCAUACGAUAAUAUCGAGGAUGAGCAGAAGGAUAUGUCAAAAGUGCUCAUUGAUAUCAUUUUCCAGGCUUUAGCGAAUGAAGAUAAACAUUAUAUCGAAAGAUGUCAGCGAUUCAUAGAAAACAUGAUGCCAAAUAUGUUUGAUGCAGUUGAUGGAAAAGCCGCUGAGCCGUAUGCCGUUGUAAAUCAUGGUGAUUCUUGGACCAACAACAUACUCUUCAAAUAUGACAAAGAGAACAAUCCGUGCGACUUGCGUUUUAUAGAUUUUCAGAUAUGUCGUUACGCAUCUCCUGUCUUAGAUAUACUUUAUAUGCUUUUCUGCUGCUGCACGCAAGAAACACGAAGUAAAUAUUUCGAUCAGGUGAUAGACGAAUAUUAUGAAGCACUAUCCAGGUGUAUCGAAAGAGCCGGUUAUGAUCCUAAUAUUCUUUUUCCUUACGAAGUAUUAAUUCAACAUUUAACUAAAUUCGGAAAAUACGCAGCGGGAAUGGCAACUUACACUAUACAUAUAUUUACCAGUAAUAAUGAUGUAAAAAUAGAAGAUGUGAACGACAGUGAGAUUCUCCAAGAAAGAAUUGAAAAUGACAGCUUUUAUAAAAAUACUCCAUCUGGUCUUUUAAAUACUAGAUUAGCAUCAUCGAGUCUAUUUGUUGCUCUAGAAACAUUGAUUAUAAGAAUUUGA